This is a messenger RNA of Penicillium malachiteum, 348 nucleotides long. RefSeq lists its product as uncharacterized. The transcript is spliced from 5 exons. The coding region runs from base 1 to 348 and encodes 115 amino acids. Gene Ontology annotation, biological process: proton transmembrane transport. The record is from RefSeq and is a predicted model, not a curated record. Gene Ontology annotation, molecular function: proton-transporting ATPase activity, rotational mechanism. Gene Ontology annotation, cellular component: vacuolar proton-transporting V-type ATPase complex. NCBI's taxonomy places the organism in Eukaryota, Fungi, Ascomycota, Eurotiomycetes, Eurotiales, Aspergillaceae.
AUGUCGGCUCAGAACUCCGCGGGCAUUCAAACCCUCCUCGAUGCCGAGAGAGAGGCUCAGAAGAUUGUGCAACAAGACCGUACCAAGCGGAUAAGAGAGGCUAAGGCCGAGGCUCAGAAGGAGAUCGAGGAGUACCGCAGCUCCAAGGACGAGGAAUACAAGAAGUUCGAGGCCGAGCACUCCAGCGGGUUCAAGAAGGCCGAGGAGGAUGCCAACAAGGAGGCUGAAGAGAAGCUCAAGGAGAUCCAAUCUGCCGGCCAGAAGCAGGGCGACAAGGUCGUGGAGGAUUUGAUCAAGGCCACCACUGAUGUGAAGCCCGAGGUUCCUGAGAAGAUUGUUAAGGCAUAG